Molecule: messenger RNA, 2620 nt
Organism: Corythoichthys intestinalis (scribbled pipefish)
Lineage: Eukaryota; Metazoa; Chordata; Actinopteri; Syngnathiformes; Syngnathidae
Gene: lhpp
Product: phospholysine phosphohistidine inorganic pyrophosphate phosphatase
Exons: 7
Coding region: 37-858 (273 amino acids)
Biological process (GO): dephosphorylation
Cellular component (GO): cytosol
Molecular function (GO): phosphatase activity; inorganic diphosphate phosphatase activity
Source: RefSeq, a predicted model, not a curated record
GCUUUCGCGCAUGCGUGUACGCGUAUACGUCACAUCAUGGCCGAUAUCGGUUUCCCGAGAUGUGCGGCGAGUUUAAAAGGCGUCAUUCUGGACAUGUGUGGAGUUUUGUAUGACAGCGGGGAAGGCGACGGGGUUGCCAUUCCCGGCUCUGUCGAUGCCGUGAGGAAGCUGAAGGCUUCCGACUUGAAGCUAAGGUUUUGUACAAAUGAGACUCAAGCCGCGAGGGAGAAGUUUGUUGCCAAACUCCGAAGAUUGGGAUUUGACAUAUGUGUCAGCGAAGUCUUCUCACCAGCACCUGCAGCGGUUGCUGUCCUGCGAGAAAGAGGACUGCGGCCCCAUCUGCUGGUGUAUGACGCGCUUCUCUCGGAGUUUGAAGGUGUGGACACAAGCGACCCCAAUUGCGUGGUGAUCGGCGACGCAGCCGAAAAGUUCUCGUACGCCAACCUGAACGAGGCAUUCAGGGUCCUGAUCGGCUUGGAGAAACCCAUUCUAUUCUCGCUUGGAAAAGGGAAGUACUACAAGGAGACUGAUGGCCUCAAGCUGGACGUAGGAGUUUACAUGAAGGCCCUGGAGUACGCCUGCGACGUGGAAGCCGAGGUCAUUGGGAAGCCGUCCGCUACAUUCUUCCAGAGCGUCCUCAAUGACAUGGCGCUUCAGCCACAUGAGGUGUUGAUGAUUGGUGAUGAUCUGGUGAAUGAUGUGGGUGGUGCCCAACAAUGCGGAAUGAAAGGCGUGCAAGUAAGAACAGGAAAAUACAGGCCCAGUGACCAGAAGCACCCGACCGUGACGGCAGACGGGACGACUGACCACCUGGCCCAGGCUGUGGACAUGAUCCUUAGCCAGAGAGGGAAAUCCUAAGGUGAUACAAGCUUGAUCAAGCCAAGUUGUGGUUUGGGCCACGUAACCCCAGAAGCAUAAUUGCAAUGUGAAAACGGCUUAAAGUUUUCUACUUUGUGUCGGUACGUGUAUGGCUGGAUUGAGGCAACUAGUUAGUUGAUGUAUUAGAUUCAAAUCAGAAUCAAAAAGUAGGCCAGAGUCUAGUACAGUGUGAACAUGUCAGACACAAUUAGGCUGAAAGACCCUAACUAGUUGGUCCUUUCUUAGAAUCACCUAUGGCGUAACCUCAACACUUCUGUCAGUCGUACAACAUACAGUACAGUUCAGUACUGUACACAUACAGUACUGUUCAGUGUAUCUGUACAUGAUUGCUACAACAACUUUAUUGUCUGACAGGCAGCGUUGUCGAACUUGAUAAAUCUGCACGACUACCUUAAAUGACGCCUAGCACUUGUCUGGUUUAGCGCAGUGCUGACAAAGACAGGAAUUUAACAGUCACAUUACAUUUGGCUUUUAGAGACCUCAAACAGGAACUAACUCAAUGUAUUGUACAUAUGGACAGAAGUAUUGGGACUUUCGUAGGUCCAGUAUCCACCUUAUCCCUGUUAUAGUUCACCACGAUGUUUGGCAGGUGUGAGGUCACCACGCUUCAGUUUUUGCAAACUUUGGAGGGAGCUAAUGCUUCACAAUCCAAGACCAUAGGUGGAGUUUGACGUUUGGGGCAGGGGGGACACAACAUGUUGAUGACCCCGAAACACAGUGUCAGUAAUAAAAUUAACUUACAAGAAUGUUUAUAAUAAUAAGUUGACAAUGAGCAUUUAUUAUUUCCCAUCAUUCUUGAGGGGAAUUCUGAAUCAGGCUGCUUAGGCAAUACAUUUCACCAAGAUAGUCAUCCAUUGAAGAUGGUACGCCCGCCGGUGUCGUGCCAAUGUAGUUACUCCAGUCAAAAAUUGUAUCCCCUGAGCGGAGCCAUAUGGAGGUAGAUUUGUGUCUUUAUUAUUCAAUCCCCCCAAAAAAUUGCUUCAAUAAAAAAAAAAAAAGUUGCUUCAAUCAAAAUAUAUAUUUUCUAUCCAAAAAAAAGUCGCUUCAAUAAAAAAAGAGUUUGAAUGCAAAAAUAAAUUUGAAACUCAAAAAAAAUGCUUUUUUUUUUGGAGUCAAGUUUUUUUUGAUUGAAGCAACUUUUUUGAUUGAAGUAAUGUUGAUUUGUGUUUGGGCCACAUUUUAGCUAGGACGUUUUUGUCUUUAUUAUUCAAUCAAAAAAAUAAAAAGAAAAGAAAAGAAAAAUCACAAUCAAAAAGAAAAAUUUCAAUCAUGGAAAACGUUUUUAAAUGCGAAAAAAUAUUUGAGAUUAAAAAAUUUGCAUUUUAACAGAUAAUUUUUCAUUGAAAAAGUUUUCUUUGAAGCAAUCCUUUUUGUGUUCGGGCCAUUUAUGGAUAGGACAUUUGUGUCUAAAUCAUUCAAUCCCCCAAAAAGUUGCUUCAACAAAAAAAAAAAAAAAAAAAAAUUUCAAUCAAAGAAAAAAAUCAUUUGAAAAAUAAAAUUGCCCUCCCCUAAUUUUUUCUUGGAGGGGGGGGGUUAUAUACAAAGCAAAUGACUGUCUAAGGUGCUCGUCACAUGAUCUGUUCGAAAAAUAAUUUUGAGCCAUGAUAAGAAUUUUUUUUUUUGUUCAUUUCAUUCAUUUUUGUUGCAGUUUUAUUGCUUUACAACUUAUAUAUGAAAGUCAUUUUCAUGCAAUGACACUUUUCGGCCACCAGGGGGGCCCUGCCCCCCCCCACCCUUAAAA